AUGCCUCGCAGGCCCGUCAAGGGCGCCCGCGCCAGGGGCCUCGCCUCUCCCACCCCUAUAUCGUCUACCCUGACUACCCCGAUCAGUUCUGCCUUCACUUCCGCCUAUACCACCGAAGCCGAGUUCGACCCCGACGACCCAAACAAUCUUGCCAUCGGUGCCCUGACCCUCGACGUCCCCAUCGCGAACAGGAAACCGAAGAAGGAGGUGUUGAAGCCGUUUCCCUUCAUGGACCUUCCGUCAGAGCUGCGGAUAAAGAUAUAUGCCUUCCACUUCGCAGACAUCGGCCCGGUGGUGGACCUCGAGCCGGGCAACUACUUCACCAUCCACAAGAAGCUGUCCAUCCUGCGCGUCUGCCGCCAGUUCUACCGAGAGGCUAGCCACCUCUUUUAUAGUUCCAAGACCUUCCGUGUCUUUCCCAUCGACGGUAGAUAUUCCAGGAAGAAGCUGGGGUUGCUCGCCCGCCUCAAGCCUCAGUCCCGCGCCCACCUGACGUCCCUGGAGUUGCGCCUGGGGCCAGGCUUCAACAAGCCCUACCGGAGCUGGGCCGUCAACGACCUGCUCGGCCUGAAGGAUUGUGGGAACGUCAGGCGCCUCUCGGUGUACGUGGAGAUCGACCCCAGCGACGGCAUCUUCAACGGAUGGCGCAGGUCCACCGGGUUCUACGAGGCCUUCUCGCAGGGCUUGCUGGACGGCCUGCUGCAAGGCCUGCCCAGUGUCGAGUCGGUACAGUUCGACGCCAACCCCGCGGUUAAGAGGGCGGGCGACAUGAUGCAGGGUCUGCUGGAGGUGGUCGCUACCAGUGACCGGGAUGUCACCUGGGGCCCGGAGAGAGGCUGGACCGACAACGAGGAGGACGAGAUCGACAACGAGCCACCCAUGGGACCGACUGCCGCGAUCGACUGGAGUCUCCCUCCGCACGCUGUUAUGGCCGCUUUGGCAAAGGAGGUUCUUGCAUAA
Diaporthe citri is the source of this 960-nucleotide messenger RNA. RefSeq lists its product as uncharacterized. The transcript has a single exon. Bases 1 to 960 code for a protein of 319 amino acids. NCBI's taxonomy places the organism in Eukaryota, Fungi, Ascomycota, Sordariomycetes, Diaporthales, Diaporthaceae. The record is from RefSeq and is a predicted model, not a curated record.